Molecule: messenger RNA, 1012 nt
Organism: Cuscuta epithymum
Lineage: Eukaryota; Viridiplantae; Streptophyta; Magnoliopsida; Solanales; Convolvulaceae
Source: the annotation of a GenBank genome assembly
AAUACAACCAGCUUUCCUUCAGGGCAGGCGGUCAUUACCCAUACGAAUGUACGACCAAGCAUCUCGGGAUUAAAUACGGAGAUAACUACGAGGGAGGUAAUUCGAGCAUCUACUGGUCCUUCAGAAAAAUACUCCUUUAGAGAAUAUGGCUUUGACUCCAUCAAAAUUGGAACAAAAACGUUCAAAUUUGCAAUAUGUAACAAUGAUUUGGUCCUUUUUAAAAGAUCUCUUAUGCACAAGCUCUACCUAAAACUUGAGCUUGUCCCUCAAAUCAUCCGGUUCAUCUCCGAACUCACAAAUAUCGAUCACGCAAACUUUGAUAUAAAACAAAAGGCGAUUUGGAGAUGUCACGAUCUCUGUGGAUGUUAACAGAGUGGGCUACUUUGUUAAAAUGGUGAAACACAAAGGAAGCUUUAUUCAGAUACCCAUGGGACACCACAAUUCGAGCCUUUUUAAAUUCCUUAAUAUUUUUUCGAAUUUUGUAUGGCUCUCAAAAUCAGUGCAGGACGAUUCAAUAUCUUUUCAACACGGAAGAAUGUCAGAAAUCAAGGAACCCACAUCCAUAUCGAAACUGAUUUUUAUUUAUCAAAUCAAGGCAGCAGGCAUCGAGAAUCAACAAGUCUUCUCUUCUGAAAAACAACCUCAGUUGCCACAAAUCCAGGCUUACUCAGAUGCCUCAGACGAUUUUGAUCAUUCAGACGACUCCCUGUUCACAAAUGACUUUUUGGGACAUGCAACCGAAAGUGAACGUCAUCCUCCUAUCUCAUACCCGCAAGAAAUUAGGAAGUCCAAAUUCAACCACGAUUUGCCAUAAAGCCAAUUUCGUAACCUCAUAGGAUUACCUGCCAACUGAGAAUCUGAACACGCAACCUAAAAUAUACAGGAAAUCUCAAUAGAACAAGAGGCGACACAGUAUGACAACAAGGUCUCAAUCCAGAGAUUUCUCAUGGGACUAGCUCUAGAAUUAAUUUACUCUCUUUUUUUGUACUAUGUUCUGUUUUUUUCUUCUUUA